AUGGGGCACUUCCCUGGUGGCUUCAGACUCCGGCCCAAGAACAAGCAAGCAGCCAAUGAGGCCCCCGUCACCGAGGACUCAGACCCCCAAGGUCCUCCGGGCCCCAUCACCAAGGACUCAGACCCCCAAGAUCCUUCAAGCCCCCCCUUUACUGAGGAUUCAGACCCCCCCGAGGACCUCCAGGCCCCCGUCAUCGAGGACUCAGACCCCCUGAGGUCCUCCAGGCCCCCGUCACCGAGGACUCAGACCCCCAAGGUCCUCCAGGCUCCUGUCACCGAGGACUCAGACCCCCAAGGUCCUCCGGACCCCGUCACUGAGGACUCAGACCCCCGAGGUCCUCCAAGCUCCCGUCACCAAGGACUCAGACCCCCGAGGCUCCCGUCACCAAGGACUCAGACCCCCCGAGGUCCUCCAGGCCCCCCAUCACCAAGGACUCAGACCCCCAAGAUCCUUCAAGCCCCCAUCACUGAGGACUCAGACCCCCCGAGGUCCUCCAGGCCCCCAUCACUGAGGACUCAGACCCACCGAGGUCCUCCAGGCCCCCCAUCACCAAGGACUCAGACCCCCAAGGUCCUCCAGGCCCCCGUCACCAAGGACUCAGACCCCCUAAGGUCCUCCAGGCCCCCGUCACCGAGGACUCAGACCCCCGAGGUCCUCCAGGCUCCCGUCCCUGAGGACUCAGACCCCCGAGGUCCUCCAGGCCCCCGUCAUCGAGGACUCAGACCCCCUGAGGUCCUCCAGGCCCCCGUCACCGAGGACUCAGACCCCCAAGGUCCUCCGGGCCCCAUCACUGAGGACUCAGACCCCCCGAGGUCCUCCAGGCCCCCCAUCACCAAGGACUCAGACCCCCAAGAUCCUUCAAGCCCCCCAUCACUGAGGAUUCAGACCCCCCCCCGAGGACCUCCAGGCCCCCGUCAUCGAGGACUCAGUCCCCCUGAGGUCCUCCAGGCCCCCGUCACCGAGGACUCAGACCCCCAAGGUCCUCCGGGCCCCAUCACCAAGGACUCAGACCCCCAAGAUCCUUCAAGCCCCCCCUUUACUGAGGAUUCAGACCCCCCCCGAGGACCUCCAGGCCCCCGUCAUCGAGGACUCAGACCCCCUGAGGUCCUCCAGGCCCCCGUCACCGAGGACUCAGACCCCCAAGGUCCUCCAGGCUCCUGUCACCGAGGACUCAGACCCCCAAGGUCCUCCGGACCCCGUCACUGA
Rana temporaria (common frog) is the source of this 1206-nucleotide messenger RNA. RefSeq names its product proline-rich protein 2-like. The record is from RefSeq and is a predicted model, not a curated record. Bases 1 to 1206 code for a protein of 401 amino acids. NCBI's taxonomy places the organism in Eukaryota, Metazoa, Chordata, Amphibia, Anura, Ranidae. The transcript has 3 exons.